CACCUCUCUCAUGUCUGUUCACCUACUCUAAAUCCCUUUCUUCUCUUCUAAUUCCUUAACGCCCCAGCGUUUCAAUGUAUAUAUAGCUGUUGUGAGUGAGUGAGUGCGGGAGAGUGAAAAUUAAGCAGGCGGAGAUGGAGCGGCGGUGGUGGUUGCUGCAUUGGGGGCUUGCGGUGGUCAUAGUACUGAUACAAGGAGGUGGCCGCGUUGAAGGAGGAGAUGUCACGUACGAUGGAAGAUCUCUCAUCAUUGACGGCAGCAGAAAUAUUCUCUUCUCCGGUUCAAUUCACUAUCCUCGUAGCACUCCUCAGAUGUGGGAAUCUUUGAUAGGCAAAGCCAAGGAAGGAGGAUUGGACGUCAUUCAAACUUAUGUCUUUUGGAACCUUCACGAGCCCCAACCUGGUCAGUACGAGUUCAGUGGAAGCAAUGAUCUGGUGCGGUUCAUCAAGGAAAUCAAGGCUCAGGGGCUCUAUGCUUGCCUUCGGAUUGGACCCUUCAUAGAGAGUGAAUGGACUUAUGGGUACAGUUUCCAUUUUGGUUUGCAUGAUAUCCACAAGCAUUGUUUUCGAUCAGACAAUGAGCCAUUUUACAUGCAAAAUUUUACCACAAAAAUCGUCAACUUGAUGAAGUCAGAGGGUUUAUAUGCUUCACAAGGAGGUCCAAUCAUACUCUCACAGAUUGAGAAUGAAUAUCAAAACAUUGAAGCAGCAUUUCAUGAAAAAGGACCCUCGUAUGUUCGUUGGGCUGCUAAAAUGGCGGUGGAGCUCCAAACUGGUGUACCAUGGCUGAUGUGCAAGCAAACUGAUGCUCCGGAUCCAGUCAUUAAUACGUGCAACGGGAUGAGAUGUGGAGAAACUUUUAGUGGACCCAAUUCACCAAAUAAGCCAUCAUUAUGGACAGAGAAUUGGACAUCUUUCUAUCAAGUAUAUGGUGGGCAGCCAUAUAUAAGGUCUGCUGAAGACAUUGCAUUUCAUGUCGCACUUUUUAUAGCGAGAAACGGAAGCUAUAUAAAUUAUUACAUGUACCAUGGUGGAACAAAUUUUGGGAGAACAAGCUCUGCAUAUGUCAUAACAAGCUAUUAUGAUCAAGCUCCUCUAGAUGAAUAUGGACUAAUAAGACAACCUAAGUGGGGACAUCUUAAGGAGUUGCAUGCUGCAAUUAAAGUGUGCUCUGCAACUCUACUGCAAGGAGAGCGAACAAAUUUCUCUUUAGGUCAACAUCAAGAGGCCUAUGUUUUCCAAGAAGAGGAUGGAGGGUGUGUGGCCAUUCUUACAAAUUAUGACGUACAAAACGUCACCGUACAAUUUCAAAAUACAUCACAUGAAUUGCUUCCAAAGUCGAUCAGUAUUCUAGCAGACUGUAAAAAUGUAAUUUUCAACACGGCAAAGGUGAAUACAGAGCAUAAUAGCAGAAUUGUAGAAGCUACCCAAAUAUUUGAUUCAAGUGAUAGCUGGGAAGAAUUCAAAGAUGUUAUCCCCAAUAUGGAAGAUGCUUUACUGAAAUCCGAAACAUUCCUUGAGCACAUGAAUACAACAAAAGAUAAAUCUGAUUAUCUUUGGUAUAGUCUCAGGUUUGAGAACAAUUUGUCUUGCACCAAGCCAGUGCUUCAUGUUGAAUCUGCUGGGCAUGUUGCACAUGCUUUUUUGAACAAUAUCUAUAUAGGAGCUGCACAUGGAAGUCAUGACGCCAAGGGCUUCACAAUGGAUAUUCCAAUCAUGUUGAAUGAUGGGAUGAACAAUAUUUCUAUACUCAGCGCUAUGGUUGGGCUACCGGAUUCAGGACCUUUUCUCGAAAGCAAAUUUGCUGGCUUAAGAAAGGUGGAAAUUCAAUGCACUGAAAAGGAAUCCUACAAUUUGACAAACUAUACAUGGGGAUAUCAGGUUGGACUAGUCGGAGAGAAGCUACAGAUAUUUAGAGAAGAAAAUUUGGGUGCUGUUGUGUGGAGUAAAAUUGGGACAUCAAUGAAUCAUACACUUACUUGGUACAAGAUAUUUUUCGAUGCACCCACGGGAGAUGACCCCGUCACCUUAAACCUGAGCACAAUGGGUAAAGGUGAAGCUUGGGUUAAUGGACAAAGCAUUGGUCGUUAUUGGGUCUCCUUCCCUGACUCUAAAGGCAAUCCAUCACAAACACUGUAUCAUGUGCCCCGAUCUUUCCUUAAAGCUUCUGAAAACCUUUUAGUUUUGCUUGAAGAAGCUGGUGGAAGCCCUCUUCAGAUUUCCUUGAACAUUGUGUCGGUCACCAGUGUACGUGAGGAUAUAGCUUACUAUCACCUCCCUCGAUGAUUUCAUAGAGAAGAGAUAUAUUAUGAGGGAUGGAAUAGCUUAUUACAAAGUGAUAAUA
Messenger RNA from Corylus avellana, 2343 nucleotides. The record is from RefSeq and is a predicted model, not a curated record. Lineage: Eukaryota; Viridiplantae; Streptophyta; Magnoliopsida; Fagales; Betulaceae.